CUAGCGCUGGAGCAGCUGCUGGCAGAGCUGGACGACUUCCUCAAGAUUCUCGACCAGGAGAGCCUGAGCAGCGCAGCCGUGGUGAAGAAGAGCUGUCUGGCCGAGCUCCUCCGGCUUUACACCAAAAGCAGCAGUGCUGAUGAGGAGUACAUUUAUAUGAACAAAGUGACUGUCAACAAGCAACCGAAUGCUGAGUCUCAAGACAAGGUGCCCGAGGAGCAGUGCCCGCUGACCAACGGGGAGCCUGGCCAGCACGCCUCAGCCCCUCAAAAGAGCCUUCCAGACCUCCCGCCACCCAAGAUCAUUCCAGAACGGAAGCAGCUCGCCAUCCCAAAGAUCGAGUCUCCUGAGGGUUACUAUGAAGAGGCUGAGCCGUAUGACAGGUCCCUCAAUGAGGACGGUGAGGCUGUGAGCAGCUCCUAUACUUCCUACGACGAGGAGGAGAGCAGCAAGGGCAAGUCAGCCCCGCACCAGUGGCCCUCGCCCGAGGCCAGCAUCGAGCUGAUGCGUGACGCCCGCAUCUGCGCCUUCCUGUGGCGCAAGAAGUGGCUGGGGCAGUGGGCCAAGCAGCUCUGUGUCAUCAGGGACACCAGGCUUCUGUGCUACAAAUCCUCCAAGGACCACAGCCCUCAGCUGGACGUGAACUUGCUGGGCAGCAGUGUGGUUCACAAGGAGAAGCAAGUACGGAAGAAGGAGCAUAAGCUCAAGAUCACGCCGAUGAACGCCGAUGUGAUCGUGCUGGGCCUGCAGAGCAAGGACCAGGCCGAGCAGUGGCUCCGGGUCAUCCAGGAGGUGAGCGGCCUGCCUUCCGAAGGAGCACCCGAGGGAAACCAAUACAGCCCGGAUGCCCAGCGCCUUAACUGUCAGAAGCCAGACAUAGCUGAGAAGUACCUGUCAGCCUCAGACUAUGGGAGCUCUAUGGAUGGCCACCCUGAGGUCCUGGAGACCAAAGAUGUUAAGAAGAAAUGUACUGCUGGCCUCAAACUGAGUAACCUAAUGAACCUGGGCAGAAAGAAAUCCACCUCGCUGGAGCCUCCGGAGAGAUCCCUGGAGACAUCUAGUUACCUGAACGUGCUGGUGAACAGCCAGUGGAAGUCUCGCUGGUGCUCUGUCAGGGACAACCACCUGCACUUCUACCAGGACCGGAACCGGAGCAAGGUGGCUCAGCAGCCCCUCAGCCUGGUGGGCUGUGAGGUGGUGCCUGACCCGAGCCCUGAUCACCUCUACUCCUUCCGCAUCCUCCACAAUGGCGAGGAGCUGGCCAAGCUCGAGGCCAAGUCUUCCGAGGAAAUGGGCCACUGGCUGGGCCUCCUGCUCUCUGAGUCAGGCUCUAAGACAGACCCAGAAGAGUUCACCUACGACUACGUGGAUGCCGACAGGGUUUCCUGUAUUGUGAGUGCAGCCAAAAACUCUCUCCUGUUGAUGCAGAGGAAGUUCUCAGAGCCCAACACGUACAUUGACGGCCUGCCCAGCCAGGACCGCCAGGAGGAGCUGUACGAUGAUGUGGAGCUGUCAGAGCUGACGGCAGCGGUGGAGCCCGUCGAGGAAGCCAGCCCUGCUGCAGAUGCCCUGAGCAAAAGCGACCCUGACCGGGUGUACCUGGAUCUCACGCCCGUCAAGUCCUUCCUACACAGCCCCAGUGCACAGGCCGAGGCCUCCUCCCCCACAUUGCCCCACCUGGACAGUCUGGCUGAGGCGCUUCCUGCAGACCCGGACCCGGGCCCAUGUCCUGCCCCAGUUGAGCCCUGUGUAAAGCCUCCAGAGAACCUGGAGGAGCAGAGGCAGCUGGAGAGUCCGGAUCCUGAGGAGCCUUCCCUGAGAAUCGCCACAGUCAAAAUCCAGACUGAACAACAGAAAAUCUCCUUCCCACCGAGCUGCCCCGACACUGUGGUUGUCAUUCCAGCUGGCGCCAGCCCACCGGUGAAGGACAGGCUGAGGGCAGCCACCGCAGAGAUCAGACUUGGCAAGAAUCGGACAGAAGCGGAGGUGAAGCGGUACACAGAGGAGAAGGAGAGGCUUGAGAAGAAGAAGGAAGAAAUCCGGGGGCACCUGGCUCAGCUCCGGAAAGAGAAACGCGAGCUGAAAGAUACCCUGUUAAAGUGCACAGACAAGGGAGUCCUGGCCAGCCUGGAGCAGAAGCUGAAGGAAAUUGACGAGGAGUGCCGACUCGAGGAGAGCAGGCGUGUGGACCUCGAGCUCAACAUCAUGGAGGUGAAAGACAACCUAAAGAAGGCCGAGGCGGGACCUGUGACGCUGGGCACCACCGUGGACACCACCCACCUGGAGAACAUGAGCCCCCGUCCCAAAGCUGCCUCCCCCACCCCUGCCCCAGAGUGCACCCCAGUCAACUCCGCAACUGCACUCAAGAACAGGCCUCUCUCAGUCAUGGUCACAGGCAAAGGCACUGUCCUCCAGAAAGCCAAGGAAUGGGAGAAGAAAGGAGCAAGUUAGGGAACAAGUUUCAUCUAAAGACUCUCGUGUCAACAUGGACCUUGGUGACAAUCCUGCUUUGUUACAGUCUUCAUUAAAGCAGCAACUAUGUGCAAGGGUGAGUCUGUUUAGAAGAAAAAGCAAAGACUGGGGUACUGUGAAUGGAGCUUCGGCUGAGA
This is a messenger RNA of Galeopterus variegatus (Sunda flying lemur), 2609 nucleotides long. It is a transcript of the gene AFAP1L2, whose product is annotated as actin filament associated protein 1-like 2. Gene Ontology annotation, cellular component: cytosol. The coding region runs from base 157 to 2451 and encodes 764 amino acids. NCBI's taxonomy places the organism in Eukaryota, Metazoa, Chordata, Mammalia, Dermoptera, Cynocephalidae. The record is from RefSeq and is a predicted model, not a curated record. Gene Ontology annotation, molecular function: SH2 domain binding; SH3 domain binding. The transcript has 19 exons. Gene Ontology annotation, biological process: positive regulation of epidermal growth factor receptor signaling pathway; positive regulation of DNA-templated transcription; positive regulation of interleukin-8 production.